AUGAACCUGGACCCUCUAACGUUUAGCUUAUCACAAAUCAAUUACCUUGUUAUAAAUUUAAGUAAGAAAAAUUUCAAACAGACGAGUCAAGAGUUGUCACAGAUUGUCAAUCUAUAUGGCUUGGAAGCAGAAAAUCAGUUACUGAGGUGUUUGCUGACGGAGGCAGCAAGAACUUCUUGGGACUCUGAUCGUACGGGGUCGUCAGUUAGUAGCGUCCACGCGUCACUGCUCGCGCAACAUCUGGCUUCCCUGUUAAACCACCCUGCCAAGUCAACUGUUGUUUGCCGGGCCGUCGAUCACCCAAAUCGUUCACUGCAGAAGACAUUGAAACCCUCUAACACACUACUCAAUCGCCUUUCAAGACUGUUGAAGUUGACCACAGCGGAAGAUGUCACAUUCUCAUUAGUUUUGAGGAGGCAUUCGUCGAAAUCUGAGAUCAUUACAUUAGCUAAACAACAUUUGAAGAAAAGGUUUUUGGACCUUGUACAGUGCUACUUAGAUGCAGAACGUGGACAUCAGGCGGAACGUGCGGGCCUUCAGGAAUGCAGUCCUGAAGUUUUGCAAACUCUACUAACAAGCCUUGCGUACGAGAACUUUCGUCUUGCGCCUGUGACGAAGGACUUGUUUCUGCAACGUUUGCGUGUGGACUUCCCACGGGAAGUAGUCCCAAUAGUUUUAGCGCCCUUGUUGUAUCCCGACGACACGCGGACGCCGUUAGAGGAAAUGAGCACAGCUGACGACAUGGCGGCCGCAAUGAUGGAUAACUCACUUGCGGAAAUCAUCCGAGAUAUUGGCUACACUUUCACGUCGUCUGUGGAGGAAUGCAAAAACAACAUGCUCAAUUUCGGUGCGCGUGAACCCACUGCGAUCGAUGUCGCCCGAAUCAUUUCGAUGAUGGUGCGCUACCACGCAACCUUGCCAGACGGCCCACAAAUACAAACACCCGGGAACUUCUGGAUGAAUCACGAACCCAAGAAAGACCCCACACACGGACAUGGGGAAUCGUGGAAUGCGGAGGUCUUUGUACAAACGCUCAAAGAGCUGGCCUCCAAUUUGAACUGGAAAGAAGUGAUUUUACAACUGGACCAUCCAGAAUUUAUUGUUCCGGAUAGACAGGGACUGAGUUUGCUCUUUACGAUUUUGCGCUUGGGGCUGCAAAGCGCGGGCUAUCCGACUAAUAUAUUCCCAGUUGAAUACCUAUGUAGAAGAUGGACUAAUUUGGAAGGACAGAUGAGCUUGAUCACAAACAUUCUGAAAUAUCCAGACAUCUUCAGCAUUGCGGACUAUCCCUUCCAUCCAGUAUCUAUUGACAUACUAAAGUCACCACCUGAAACAGACAAUAAGGAAAUUGCAACAUGGCGAUGUCUCUAUCUUGUAGAAUUAUUAUUAUAUGCUUCAGAGCGAGGAUAUUACAUGCAAGUUCAUGAACUGUUCAAGUUUCCAUUACAGCAUUGCCCUGAUAUACUGAUGCUUGCCUUACUUCAAAUAAGUCCACCAAUAACUGUGUUCCGGCAGGAGUUGCUGUCAACGUUGAUACCCAUAUUCCUGGGCAACCACCCCAACUCUGGAAUCAUUUUACAACAUGCCUGGCACUCGCAGAACCCAAACAUAAAACCGAUUAUCAUGCAUGCCAUGGCCGAAUGGUAUAUACGCGGCGACAGUGACCAGUCCAAAUUAUCCAGAAUUUUGGAUGUAGCACAAGAUCUGAAGGCGUUAUCAUUAUUGCUGAAUGUUCAGUCAUUCCCCUUCGUCAUCGAUUUGGCGUGUUUAGCAUCUCGUAGAGAAUAUUUAAAGCUGGAUAAAUGGCUGACAGACAAAAUUAGAGAUCACGGCGAAACUUUCGUGUCCGCCAUGGUGAAGUUCCUGCAGAGGAGAUGUCCACAGGUCAUAGGAAAAGGACCCGAUGAGCAGCUACCCAAAGCAGCACAAUUGCCCCACGAGACAAUCGCCACUAUGCUGACAUGCCUGCAACUGUGCAUACCGAACGUGCUACAAGAGUUGCAAGAAGCAAUUUACAAUGUGAUAGCAAACUGCCAAACGCUGAUACUGAGUAAGACUAGGCAGAGCAUUGUGGGCAUUGCCCGACCCCAUACACGGGUCAUAGAGACACCUUUCAAUCCGGCUGGCUUAGGCGGGCAGCUUUUUACACCGCAUGUCGAUUCGAUUACCAAUCUGACGCCGAACGUCGCGAACAUGAGCUUAGGCGCGCCAGCGAACACAGCGUUCGCAAUGCCCGGAACAUUAGGACCUUUAGUUACCACCCCGGGAUCUCCAUCACGACUGAUGGGGCCAGGGCCCAACAGCCCAUUCCCAAUGAUGUCACUGCCACAUAAUGCUAAUGUCGCUAAUAUGGGUGCUUUGACUCGUAUGGCUCAAGUCCCUGCCAUGGACAAACCCCGUAUACCAGAUCCCAUUCACUUUCCUGAAAUAAUGCAUAAUGUUUCAAAGGAAAUUGAGGAUGAAGCAAAUGGAUACUUCCAGCGAAUCUACAACCAUCCACCACAUCCUACUCUGUCUAUAGACGAGGUGCUGGAAAUGCUGAAGAAGUUCCAUGAUUCUCCGAAUAAGAGAGAGCGAGAAGUAUUCUCGUGUAUGCUUAGAAAUUUAUUCGAAGAAUACAAAUUCUUUCCUCAGUAUCCUGACAAAGAGCUUCACAUAACCGCGCAACUAUUCGGCGGUAUUAUUGAGAAAGGUUUAGUUCCUAGUUAUGUUUCGCUGGGCUUGGCUUUACGAUUUGUUCUCGACGCUCUGCGUAAACCGGAGGGCUCUAAGAUGUAUUACUUUGGUAUAGCUGCUCUUGAUAGGUUCAAGUCGCGUUUGAAAGACUACCAUAAGUACUGCGAGCAUGUUAGGGCUAUACCGCAUUUUAGUGAAUUCCCUCCUCACCUGAUUGAGUACAUCGAAUAUGGACUGCAGAGUCAAGAGCCGCCUACUAAGCCGCAAGGUGCAGUUUUGCCUACGAGUCUAGCCGCCAUAUUGAAUCAGAGUGCUGUUGUAACAGUUUCAGCACCAUACAGGACUGUAGUCGGCGCGCCGAAUCCCAUCUCCGUCAUCUCCAAAGUUACUAACUGCGUUACUGGCGGCAUAGGCAGCCGGCCAUCUAUUGCCAACGCCACAAACAUUGACACACUACUCACGGCUACCGACAGGGAGGAGAAGAUUAACGCCCCUCCGGAAGCAAUACAGGACAAGACAGCUUUCAUCUUCAAUAACCUGAGCCAGCUAAACCUGCAAACGAAAUGCGAGGAGCUCAAGGAAAUAAUCACCGAUGAGUACUACCCAUGGCUGUCACAAUACCUCGUCAUGAAGAGAGCGUCUAUCGAGCUGAACUUCCACGCGCUUUACUCCAACUUUCUCGACGUUCUCAAGAUACGAGACGUUAACAAGAUGGUGACGAAAGAGACCUACCGGAACAUAAAAGUUUUGUUGCGCUCUGAUAAAGGCAUAGCUAACUUUUCUGACCGUUCUUUAUUGAAAAACCUUGGUCACUGGUUAGGCAUGCUAACGUUAGCACGCAAUCAACCAAUCCUUCAUGUAGACAUAGACCUCAAAGCACUGCUACUUGAAGCUUAUCACAAAGGCCAGCAAGAGUUGCUUUAUGUCGUGCCAUUUGUGGCCAAAGUCCUGGAAUCUUGCGCAAAGAGCGUUGUAUUUAAGCCGCCGAACCCUUGGACUAUGGCACUGAUGAACGUAUUGGCUGAACUGCAUCAGGAACCUGAUUUGAAAUUGAAUUUAAAGUUUGAAAUAGAAGUGCUUUGUAAAAACCUAAGUCUGGAUUUAACAGACCUUAAACCAUCUUUAUAUUUGAAGGAUCCGGAGAAGCAAAGGUUGAUAGAAUUCCAGCUGUCCCAACCCAAAUUAAAUAAAGAGCCCGCUAAUGUAAUACCUGUUAAUCAGGCAAUAGUGCAGACACCACAAAUACAAAUGAUGCCACCACAGCCACCAAUGAUACCCGCCGAGGAUAUAAGUGUGGUGGCACCCACGCCCACGAGUGGGCUCGUAAAUGAUCCUGGCUUAAUGGGAGUGCUCGGGAUCCCCGAGCCCAGGUUCAACUACCUCGAUGUGAAUGUCUCAUCCACAUCUGCGUUUGGACAGAAGAUUUGUUUCAACCCCCACAUAAUACUAUUCCAGAAUUAUCCGCAUUUGAAGCAGUUCGUCAAACCGGCCAUCGAGAGAUCGAUUCAAGAGUGGAUUCACCCAGUUGUGGAUAGGUCCAUCAAGUAUGCUCUGACCACUUGUGAACAGAUCAUUAGGAAAGAUUUUGCAUUCGAUCCGGACGAGGUUCGUAUGCGCACUUGCGCUCACCACAUGAUGCGCAACUUGACGGCUGGGAUGGCCAUGAUCACUUGCCGGGAGCAGAUCAUCAGCACCAUCAGCACCAACCUAAAGGCAGCGUUCAUCACAGCUUUGAUGCCUGCGACGCCACAACAGCUUGCCUUGCAGAAGGAUAUAGUGGAAAGUGCCGCAGCGGUUCUUGCAACCGAAAACAUGGAACUCGCGUGUGCUUUCAUACAGAAAACGGCUGUCGAAAAGGCUUUGCCUGAACUCGACAAACGACUAAUGAACGAUUAUGAGAUUAGAAAACAGGCGAGACUCGAAAACCGAAGGUACUAUGACCCGAUCGUCCUGACGUACCAGACUGAGAAUAUACCGGAAAGAGUGCGCUUGAGGGUGGGUGGCCCAACGGACAUGCAGAUUGCUGUGUACGAAGAGUUCGCCUGCAAUAUUCCCGGAUUCAUGCCAGUGCGCGAUGCUGGCAUGUUCAUCCCCAAGCCGUCGGCACAAGAGCAGAUCUCUCAGCUGACAUUCAGCCAGGUCAUGAACCCUACGCAAGUGUAUGGUACUGAUGAAAUGGGAGCCUUGAUCACUGCUGCAGAGGUGUUCCUAUCGAACGCACUGUCUGUGCAGUCAUUCGCUGUGCAAGCAACGAACAUGCACACCCUUCUUGAGUGCCUCAUCAUUGCAAGAAGGAACCGUGACAUUGUAUCCGGAUGCGCUUUGCUACAGAGGUCAGUAGAAGGCCUUCUUGAUGGUCACAUCGCCCAACCUGGCGCCAACACGGAGCACGUUGAGAUGAUGACCAGAUACCGAGACAUUCACCUUCGAGUCCUCAAGCUCCUCGAAGACGCCAGGGUCUACGGCCACGUGUGGACUACGAAGCAGAUCACUUGCUGCCUCACCGAGUGCAGAGAUGAGCUUAGAUACAACAUCGAAGCUGUCGACUGCUUGAUUAGAAAUCAUCUCAUUAAUUUGCCUCAGUACGAUCUUGCGCUUGCGCAUCUAAUGGACAACGGUAACAACUAUAUGGCAGUGGCUUUCGCUAUGCAGCUCGUCCAACUCUACCUGGUCGAUGACAGAAAUAAUAUUUAUGUGAACGAAUCCGAUCUUUACCACACUACUGAGACCCUUGUGCGCAUUAUGUCCCACUCCAGACAACCGCCCCCCGAAGGGCUAGCAACUCUUAUCGAAACCUUAAGAAUAAAUCAGGACCCGAGUGCUUACCUUGGAGAGAGAAUGCCUUUGGGACCCACAGCGCAUAUACAUUCUGGAAUGUUGCAAGUUAGAGCACGUGAAUACGACGACCCGCCCGGUCUUCAAGAGAAAACCGAGAACCUUCUCCGGGAAUGGAGAAAUGUACUCCUCAGUCCACUGACCGAGAUUGAGAUUGGACAGAACUUCAACAUUUACGUUCACCGAAUGAACAUGAACGGUAUAUUGAAGUCUGAUGACAUGAUCACGAGAUUCUUCCGCAUCGCAACGCAGAUGUGCAUCGAAAACGUCUACCAGCAGCUCAACGAAGAGAGGUUGAAUCCUCCCCCAACACCUCCAAAGAGGGAGAAGUACUACACAAUGUGUGACUCCUUCAUAAAACUAGUUUCUCUACUUAUCAAGAACACGGCAGACGGUGGCAACCCAACACCCAAACUCAAUCUUUUGAACAAGAUCUUGGGGAUAAUCGCUGGCUGUCUCCUACAAGAUCACGAUGAGCCCGGUGCCAAUUUCCAGCAGCUUCCUUACCAUCGCCUCUUGCUGAUCCUGUUCCUCGACAUGAAUAUGGCUGAACCUGUCUUAGAAUCUAUGAACUAUCAGGUUCUAACUGCAUUCUGUCAUACGUUGCGCAUCAUUCGGCCUAGUGUGGCCCCAGGUUUCUGCUACGCCUGGUUAGAACUAGUCGCGCAUCGGGCUUUCAUCAAUAGAGUGCUAGCCGUCACACCUCAGCAGAAGGGCUGGGGAAUGUAUUCAACGCUGCUCAUAGACCUGUUCAAAUUCCUGGAUCCGUUCCUAAGGAACACCGAGCUAGCAGCACCAGUUAUGAUGCUGUACAAGGGCACCCUUAAAGUACUCCUUGUCCUGCUUCAUGACUUUCCCGAGUUCCUUUGCGACUAUCACUACGGCUUCUGCGAUGAGAUACCCCCCAACUGCAUACAAAUGAGAAACUUAAUCCUGUCCGCGUUCCCGCGGAACAUGAGACUCCCGGACCCGUUCACACCGAAUCUGAAAGUGGACUUGCUAGCAGAGAUUGCGUUGCCUCCUCGAGCGGUUAUCAACUACGCAACAAUCAUACCCUCGUCCCAGUUCAAGAAGGAUUUGGACGCUUACCUGAAGGCUAGGGCGCCCGUCACGUUCCUGUCAGAGCUAAGAAGCAACAUGCAGGUGGUUAACGAACCCGGUCGCAGAUACAACAGCCAGUUGAUGAAUGCGGUAGUCCUGUACGUGGGCACUCAAGCGAUCGCACACAUUAGGGCCAAGGGCCAGACACCCAACAUGUCGACCAUAGCACACUCUGCCCACAUGGACAUCUUCCAGAACUUCACCGUCGACUUCGACUUCGAAGGCCGCUACCUAUUUCUCAACGCGAUCGCCAACCAGCUCCGCUACCCGAACAGCCACACCCACUACUUUAGCUGCUGUCUUCUCUAUCUCUUCGCCGAAGCGAACUCGGAAGCUGUCCAGGAGCAGAUCACGAGGAUGCUGCUGGAGAGGCUGAUCGUGAACCGACCACAUCCCUGGGGACUUCUUAUCACAUUGAAAAACUGUUCGCGUCUGUGGCGCGUUCGUGUAUUGCUGAGAAGGCGGCUGCCGGCGGGGAAAGGGAGCUGCCCGAGUAGCGGCGCGCCCGCUGGGAGUCUCUUCGACACCAGCAAGCGUUCACCAGCCUGCUGGAGAGAGGCUUCCAUAGCAAUGCGCCACAAGGCAUUGCAAACCAGGCGCCAUCUACGUCAGGUGCACCACCCCCACAGAAGCAUGUCUUGCAGUGGAACAAACUAUUCAAGAAGUAAAAGCAAUAUAGAGGUUACUAGAAACACAUAG
Messenger RNA from Parnassius apollo (apollo), 7311 nucleotides. The record is from the annotation of a GenBank genome assembly. NCBI's taxonomy places the organism in Eukaryota, Metazoa, Arthropoda, Insecta, Lepidoptera, Papilionidae.